This is a messenger RNA of Linum tenue, 426 nucleotides long. The record is from the annotation of a GenBank genome assembly. Lineage: Eukaryota; Viridiplantae; Streptophyta; Magnoliopsida; Malpighiales; Linaceae.
AUGGGUCGCGUCCGAACUAAAACCGUGAAGAAAUCCUCUCGCCAGGUGAUCGAGCGUUACUAUUCCAAAAUGACGCUCGAUUUCCACACGAACAAGAAGAUCCUGGAGGAAGUUGCAAUCAUCCCUUCCAAGCGCCUCCGCAACAAGAUCGCCGGAUUCUCCACCCAUCUCAUGAAGCGGAUCCAGAAAGGCCCCGUCCGUGGGAUCUCCCUAAAGCUCCAAGAGGAAGAGCGCGAGCGCCGCAUGGACUUUGUCCCCGAACAGUCUGCCAUCAACGUCGAGACUAUUCAGAUCGAUAAGGAGACUAAAGAUAUGAUUGUUGCUCUAGGAAUGGGUGAUAUGCAGGGGCUUGAAACGAUCGAUCCUGUCGCAGCUACCGUUGCUCAAUUCGGGUUUGGAAGAGGCGGCGGCCGUGGGAGGUACUGA